This is a messenger RNA of Arachis duranensis, 1419 nucleotides long. Its product is annotated as COP9 signalosome complex subunit 6a. Gene Ontology annotation, cellular component: COP9 signalosome. The record is from RefSeq and is a predicted model, not a curated record. Gene Ontology annotation, molecular function: metallopeptidase activity; protein binding. The coding region runs from base 168 to 1091 and encodes 307 amino acids. Lineage: Eukaryota; Viridiplantae; Streptophyta; Magnoliopsida; Fabales; Fabaceae. Gene Ontology annotation, biological process: protein deneddylation. The transcript is spliced from 8 exons.
UUAGAGGCGAGGCAAACACAAGCAGGGCGUAGAAAGAAGGAAGGGUGGUGUGGUGAGGGUAACAGAAGAUAGCAGUACAAGUGAGUAGUAAGUUGAAUAUGAUACAACAGGAACCCUAAAACCCCCAAUCAAUUCAUUCUUUCAAAACCCUAAUCCUAAUUGAAGCAAUGGCGUCUUCGUCCAGCAGCGGAUUGACGUUCAAGGUGCAUCCAUUGGUGAUCGUGAACAUCUCCGACCACUACACUCGCGUCAAGUCGCAGCUCAACCCUCCCAAUUCUAAUGCUUCUUCCAAUUCCUCUGCUCCGCGGGUCUACGGUGGCGUCAUAGGGGUCCAGAAGGGUCGCACCGUCGAGAUCUUCAACAGCUUCGAGCUCCUCUACGACUCUUCCACCCACUCCCUCGACCGCGCCUUCCUCGAGAAGAAGCAGGAGCUCUACAAGAAGGUCUUCCCUCACUUCUAUAUCCUCGGUUGGUACUCCACCGGCACCGACGCCCACGAAUCCGACAUGCACAUUCACAAAGCUUUGAUGGAUAUCAAUGAGAGUCCUGUUUAUGUUCUCCUGAACCCUUCCAUCAAUCAUUCUCAGAGGGAUCUCCCUGUCACUAUUUUUGAAAGCGAACUGCAUGUUAUAGACGGAAUUCCCCAACUUAUUUUUGUUCGCUCCAGCUAUACUAUUGAGACUGUCGAAGCAGAACGGAUCUCAGUGGACCAUGUUGCUCAUCUUAAGCCGUCGGAUGGUGGUUCUGCGGCCACACAAUUGGCUGCUCACCUUACUGGUAUACACAGUGCCAUCAAAAUGCUUCAUAGCAGAAUUAAGGUGCUGCAUCACUAUUUGCUAGCAAUGCAAAAAGGUGAUGUUCCUUGUGAAAAUUCACUGUUAAGACAAGUGUCAAGUCUCCUGAGAAGAUUGCCUGCUAUUGAAUCUGGGAAAUUUCAAGAUGAUUUCUUAAUGGAAUACAACGACACUUUAUUGAUUAGCUACCUUGCAAUGUUGACCAACUGCUCAAGUACAAUGAAUGAAUUGGUGGACAAAUUCAAUACUGCAUACGACAGGCAUAGCAGAAGGGGUGGACGAACUGCUUUUAUGUGAAAGCUACUUGGUUGCUCAUAUCUGGUCAUCUUUUUCAAAGUCUGUAGAUGUAGUGUCCCCCCCUCUAUCUGCUGCUUAAACAUGAAUUAUCAGUGUUUUAGUAAUUGCUCAGAUUCUAAGGGAACAGAGGUAAGGAAAGUAGGAAGUUACAUGUACUGGUGCCCUGUAGCGGAAGAGGAAAAUAGUAUUUUGUUUCUGGGUUCCUGUAAAAGUGGUUUACUAAAUACGUAUUUGGAUUAAUGUUUGCAAAGGGAUGGUAUAAAUGUGCAUUUACGGAAUUAAUUUUGAUUAAAAUUGAAUUGAUGUUAAUGUAAUUUGUGUUUGGAUA